AUGGGAUCAAUCGCUUCAGAUGUGGCUGCCCCUUCACAGCUCUUCUCACCUUUCAAAAUCGGCAACCUGGAACUAAAACACCGCAUCGUCAUGGCUCCAUUGACCCGAUUCCGCAACGACGAGAACCACGUUCCCCUCCCCUUUGUGUCAGAUUACUAUGCUGAACGCGCCUCUGUUCCGGGCACAUUCAUAAUCGCCGAGUCGACGGUUGUCUCGCCUCGUGCGGCAGGAUACUCCAAUCUCCCUGGAAUCUGGAGCAAAGACCAAAUUGCGUCAUGGAAACGAGUGACCACCGCAGUGCACGCCAAGGGAAGCUACAUAUUCUUACAACUCUGGGCUCUGGGACGCGUAGCAGACAAAGAAAUCGCCGAGAAGGAAGGCAUGAAGAUUGUUUCAUCGAGCAAUAUCUCUAUGGACAGCGACCACCCGGAACCGGAGGCUUUAAGUUAUGAAGAGAUCCAGAUUUUGGUGGCAGAUUUUGGUCAGGGGGCUAAAAAUGCCAUUGAAGCCGGAUUCGACGGUAUUGAGGUUCACGGUGCAAAUGGUUAUCUAGUCGACCAGUUUAUCCAGGAUGUCGCAAAUCAAAGGACCGAUGAGUACGGCGGUUCCAUUGAUAGGAGGAACAGGUUUGCUCUGGAGGUUGCUAAGGCGGCGGCCGAUGCUAUCGGUGCUAAGAAGGUCGGAUUUCGAAUCAGUCCUUUCUCGACUUUCCAGAGUAUGAAGAUGGCCGAUCCGUAUCCCCAGUUCUCUGCACUAGUUAAAGGUCUCAAGGCACUAGGUUUGGCGUAUCUCCAUGUCGUCGAGUCGCGGAUUGCGGGUGAUAACGCAGGUCAAGGGACCGAGAAAAUCGAUUUCUUGCUGGACAUCUGGGGAGAUGAUUCCCCUUUCUUGAUCGCUGGUGGUUGGAAGCCCGAUACUGCCCAGGCAGCCAUGGAUGAUCAGUACAAGGACAAGAAUGUCGCUAUAGUCUUUGGUCGGUACUUCUUAGCUACACCCGACUUGCCGUUCAGGAUCAGACGAGGGCUUGAGCCAAACAGGUAUAACCGCGAUCUAUUCUACGCGAUCAAAACCAAAGACGGAUACCUGGACUACAAAUUCAGCAAGGAAUGGGAAGAGGCCAGUAAGCAUGGCCUGGACAAUAUUUUGGCAUGA
This is a messenger RNA of Phaeoacremonium minimum UCRPA7, 1152 nucleotides long. RefSeq names its product putative nadh:flavin oxidoreductase nadh oxidase family protein. Bases 1 to 1152 code for a protein of 383 amino acids. Gene Ontology annotation, molecular function: NADPH dehydrogenase activity; FMN binding. The transcript has a single exon. The record is from RefSeq and is a predicted model, not a curated record. Lineage: Eukaryota; Fungi; Ascomycota; Sordariomycetes; Togniniales; Togniniaceae.